Ahaetulla prasina is the source of this 4982-nucleotide messenger RNA. Its product is annotated as arf-GAP with SH3 domain, ANK repeat and PH domain-containing protein 2-like. Gene Ontology annotation, cellular component: cytoplasm. Gene Ontology annotation, biological process: positive regulation of GTPase activity. The record is from RefSeq and is a predicted model, not a curated record. Bases 96 to 3002 code for a protein of 968 amino acids. Gene Ontology annotation, molecular function: protein binding; GTPase activator activity. Lineage: Eukaryota; Metazoa; Chordata; Lepidosauria; Squamata; Colubridae. The transcript has 28 exons.
UUUUUUUCUGUGGCCUGAUAUUCCACCUCUGUGACUUUGCUGGAUACCCAAGACUGUGUGCUCCUUUGCUACAUCCACCCGCCUCAGACAUAAGAAUGCCGGACCUGAUUUCUGUCCAAGACUUCAUCUCUCAAACCCAAGAGGAUCUGAGCUCCCCAACAACCUCCUCCUUUACUAGCCACAUGGGCAAAUGCAGGAACACGGUUUGCAGCUUAGAGGAGGAUCUGGAUUCAGAUCGAACUGUUCUGCAAAAAAUGAGGAAAGCAGUCAAAGCAGAGCACACAACUGGACAAGAUCUCAUUAGCCACUUAGAUGCCCAUAUUGCUGCCCUGGAGAAAUUUUCAGGAAACUAUCACAACAGUGGAGAUGAAAAGCUGUCUGAAGCUUUUACCACCUUUGCUUCAUUUUCACAAGAGCUGCUAGAAGCCAUCAAGAGCCUGUUGCUGAGCCUCUAUCAUAACAUUCAGUUUUCUCUGGAUUCACUGAUCAAGGGAGAUUUCAAAGGGGAUUUUAAAAAGCCUUUUGAAAAAGCUUGGAAGGACUAUGAAAGCAAACUUGGAAAGAUAGAGAAAGAAAAGCGCGAGCUGGCGAAACAGUAUGGAAUGGUGAGGACAGAGGUUUCUGGAGGAGAGAUUGCAGAGGAAAUGGAAAAAGAGCGAAGGAUGUUCCAGUUACAUAUGUGUGAGUACCUAAUUAAAGUGAACGAGCUUAAAACCAAGAAAGGAGUUGACUUGCUGCAGAAUAACAUCAAGCACUGCAACUCCCAGUUCAAUUUCUUCCAGAAAUGUUUAAAGGCAACAGAGAAGCACAAGCAGUUUAUAGAGAAAUUAACCCCUGAGCUUCAGAGUAUGAAAUCAAAGCAGGAAGAGGAGAAGAAACAGUUAUGUUCCCUUCGGGAUCAGCUCAAAUCAGCAUUGCAGUUGGAACCCAGAGAGCAGAAUUCUGUGAGCAAGCCGGUGAGGUAUAGCAUGCAUCAGCUCCAGGGAAAUAAGCAGUAUGGCACAGAGAGAUCUGGGAGCCUCUUUAAGAAAAGUGAUGGCUUAAGGAAAGUCUGGCAGAAGAGAAAGUGCACAGUCAGGAAUGGCUAUCUUACCAUUUCACACAGUACAUUAAAUCGUCUUCCGGUGAAGCUGAAUUUGCUCACUUGUCAAGUUAAACCAAAUGCGGAUGACAAGAAAUGUUUUGAUCUUAUUUCACAUAACCGGACAUAUCACUUCCUGGCAGAGGAUGAACAAGAAUGUAAUAUAUGGGUUUCUGUUUUGAGUAACAGUAAAGAAGAAGCUUUGAACGUGGCCUUCAAACAAACCCAUGACAAGGAUGGAUACAACAUGGAGAAUCUGACGGGAGCAAUCAUUGAGGAAAUAAAGCACAUGCCAGGAAACAACAUGUGCUGUGAUUGCUCAACACCAGAUCCAGCUUGGCUCUCCAUUAAUUUGGGGAUCUUAAUUUGCAUUGAAUGUUCUGGGAUUCACCGAGAGUUGGGUGUUCAUCACUCCCGCAUCCAAUCUUUAGCCUUGGACAAAUUGGCCACCUCAGAGCUUCUGUUGGCUAAAAAUAUUGGAAACUCACGAUUUAAUGACAUAGUAGAAGCCAACCUUCCCAAUUCAUCUUCAAAGCCAACCAAGGACAGUGCAAUGACUCAUCGGAAACAUUUCAUAAUUUCGAAGUAUGUUGAUAGGAAGUAUGUUAUUCCAAGAAUCAUGAGGAGUCCAGUUGCCAAGCUCAAGAAUUUGGAGAAUGCUGUCAAAGAGAAGGAUAUAUUUAUUUUGCUUCAAGCAUAUGCAGAAAAAAUGGAUUUAAGUGAGCCUGUUUUGGAAAUUAGCCAGGAACCUGGAGAGACACUUCUUCAUCUGGCAGUCCUAGUUAGUGACCGAACCUCUUUGCAUAUUGUAGAUUUUCUGGUGCAGAACAGUGGGAGCCUGCUGAAACAGACAUCCAAGGGAAAUACUCCCCUUCAUUAUUGCAGCCUUCAUAAUAAACCUGAAUGCAUAAAACUCCUUCUGCGAGCAAAAGCCAACAUCACAAUCACUAACGAAGCUGGAGAGACCGCCCUUGAUAUUGCUAGGCUAUUGAAUCACACUACAUGUGAAGAACUGCUAUUAAAGGCUGAAAAUAAUCAGUUCAAUAUGCGGGCCCAUGUUGAAUAUGAGUGGCAGCCAGGCCAAGAGGAGAUCUUUGAAAGUGAUGAUGAAUUGGAUGAAAAGCCCUAUCUGGUGAAAAAAGAUCACUUUCAUCGCCCACAAAGCUGCUACAAUCUUCCUGGGCCAGCCUCUCAGUCAUGGAAGAAUCCAGCCGACUUUUUCAGAGGAACCAGUCCAACAUCCCAGAACAAAUGCCAUGAUUUAUAUUCUACACCACAUGCCUCUAGAUCUGCUGAAACAUCUCCUCCCACUUUUGCCUGUUCAGGCCCUCCACUGCCACCACGCAAUCCACCCAGAGCCCCCAGCUUCCCUCCGCCAUUACCCCCAACCAGCAACUCUGUCUAUCCUGUAGAUACAGUAACUAAAAGAGCUGCGCCUCCACCUCUGACCAUUAGGCAUAAGCGGACCUCUUCAGAGCCUCUCCCCUCUACACCAUUGAAUCACAGUCCUUCUGAUGAUUCUAGAUCUUUCUCACUUCCAAGGCGCUGCUCUCCAGAAGGAGCUUCUCCUAGGAGUUUGAGUUCUCAGCCAUCUGAACUCUCUGAAGAUUCCUGGCAGCAAGCUGCCUCAAACCAAAACUCAAGAGAGAAUCACUGGGCUUCUUCUCGGUCUUCUGAAUCAUCAGAUGACAUUCCUCCACCACUGCCAAAAAGGGGACAUGUGAAUACAUCCUGUCUGCAUCGUGUCAGAGCCCUUUAUGAUUGUCAGGCUGAUCAUGAAGAUGAACUCAGUUUCACGGCUGGAGAAAUCAUUAGAGUAGAAGGACAAGAGGACUGCAACUGGUGGCAUGGCAGGAUUGAAGGAUACCCUCACAGAAAAGGUGUCUUCCCAGUGUCAUUUGUUUAUAUACUACCUGAAUAAGAAUACAUCUAAUUCACUCAAAAUACAAUUCAUUCUACUGUAAGAGGGCCUCCUGCCCUCUCAAAGCACAAUCAAUAGUUGUAAAGAAACACUUACUGGAGAUAAAAUACAAAUUAUUGGUACUGAAAUGUCAUACAGAGGAUUAACAUCUCCUUAAAUCAUUGGCAAGAAGUCCAUUGAAUUUUUAAAAAAAUUAUACCGGAAUUACAAGAGCUAUUUGAUGAACUCAUCAAACAUAUGUGUGUUAAUGGUGCAAUUUCUUGCUGUCAGUGUUUGUGCAUGAAUGCAAGCGGUACAUGGGUACAUUUCAAACGCCACUAUCAUCCAGUUGUUAGGCUAGAAAAUGAUUUAAGCAAAAAGACCUCACUGUCUAAAAUUUAGCAGUAUACAGAAUAAUAUAAUUCACAAUAAUAAGAGAUAAGAAAGACAAGAAAUGAAUCAAACAUGUCAUAAGAAGAUAAUUGCUUAUUUCUAAAUGUCAGAAACACAUAAGAAAAAAUGCAAAUGUGUAGUGUUUCUUUAUACUUCUCUUCCCUGUAUUCAUGAAACAUGAAGGAAAACAUUUUCAGAAACAAUGCUUUAGGACAGGGGUCUCCAACCUUGACAAUUUUAAGAGUUGUGGACUACAGCUCCCAGAGUUUCUCAGCCAGCAAAGCUCCACAAGUCUUAAAGUUGCCAAGGUUGGAGACCCCUGCUUUAGGAUGUCUAUGGAGAUUUUCAGUCAGCCAGGUCAUGGUUGUCCCAAAAGUGCUUUUACAAAAGGCAACUGGACUUUGCUUUUCCUUGAAGACCUUUGAGAAGUGAAACUUUGGGACAAUCUCUUAGGAAUUGCAAAUUUCCAGUAUAUUCGUUUUUGAGGUAAAACAAUCAUAUUGUUCCUGAUUUUUCUAUAAAUCUAAUGUGCAAUAUAUGUAUUCCUAAGGAUUCCUACUGAGGUAUGAAGAAGAAUGUCGGAAAUAAAAAUCGUAAAAUAUAUUUCAGUUUCUGAAAACCCAUCCAGUCCUUUCUUGAAAACAUUGUUUAUUAUGGAAAGAAAAUAAUACAUACACAUUCAGAGACUUUUAAAUUUUCCAUUCUUCUCCUACUAUUCAUAAUAAAGUCUUAGAAUAAAUAUGGUAUGUUGAAAUUUCAUUUUCCCUAAGUUAAAAGGGCUAAUUCUUUUAAAUCGCCUUAUAUGUUUCUACUAAUGCAAAAUGAUGCUAUUAAUACAGAAUUUUUCUAUUUGCUAUUAGGUUACUAAAAUAAAUAUGGUACCCCAAAUGUCUUAAUUGUGGUUUAUAUUAUAGUACUUCUGUUUAUUAAUAAUGUGAUAUUCCCUCUUUAAUAGCAAUUUGAUCCUUGUUUCUGAAUUAAAUAUAGCUCAUAAUCAUAUCUCUUAUCUAUGCCAACUAAACUGAUAAGAGGAUUAGAAAAUAUUGACACUGAAAACAGCAGGACUAUAUAUUAUCUCAUCUAUUUGAUUUUUUUAAAUUUUGGUUCAAAUUCAUUCUCAAAAAUUAUCUCUGUCUUCCUUGGUAUUAAUAGUAAUUUACUAAAUCAUAAAUUGUUGUUACUAGAAUAGAAGAAUCCUAUUUUUAUUAAUCCUCCUCCCCAUACAAAUGUCUUUUGAAUGCCACUCUACCUUGGUUUAUUCUUUGCUGUGUUGUUUCCAGUAUAAAAAAGAAAUGUUCUCAAAAGUAGAAUUGGGAAGUAGCUAUACGUUGACACAGAGAAAUAACCUUAAUAUGACUGUUUAUGGAACCUAGAUAUUUCUAUCUUUGUGUAUAUAAAUAUAUUAGAGUAGUACAAGUGUUUUUGAAUGAGAUGCAAAUAGAAAUGCAAUUCCAAAUAGCAACAUUAACACAACUACUAUGUAAUUUUAAUGUUACUUAAAUUUAAUAAAUAACACUAAAAUUUAAAAAACAGAAUGCUAAUGCUUUUUAAUAUUUUAAUUAAAAUUUUAUAUUACAAUAAAGUAUAGAAAAAAAGAAAAGGAAUAAG